Messenger RNA from Serendipita indica DSM 11827, 3234 nucleotides. Lineage: Eukaryota; Fungi; Basidiomycota; Agaricomycetes; Sebacinales; Serendipitaceae. The record is from the annotation of a GenBank genome assembly.
AUGCCGCGUCUCGAACUGAAUGAUAAUGUAGAAAAGGCGCUCGACAGUGAUGCAGGCAUCCCAGCCACGCGUGUCGUCUCUGGCAGACGCUUUAUCCGUUGGGAUGCCCUCCCAGACCUCCUCGCGUCUGCUCACAAGCAGAUUAUCGGUCUCCCCUUUGAUUUCUUCACCUGGGCGUCAUCUGGUUUGUCAGGAUCUGCAACCACCAGCUGGACCCCCUCUGCCACGCCCCAGCACCUCAUUGCCGUCCUCCAUGCUGCCCCACUGAACAUCAACAUCCUCAGCUGGAAAAAAUCAACCAUUGAACAUCUGCUUGAUCUCCUGAAAACGAGGCAGAUCAGGGUCGACGACGCAACCGAUGAUACCGUGUUCACAAUCACCCUUCCUGAUGGAGGCCUCUUUCGAGUGCCCAGUUGGCCGCCAAUCGAUAUCUCGAAACCGUCUGUCGCAGAGCGUUCUAUUGCGCCGAGCGUAGGCAUCCGCAGGAGAAACUCCAAGCGCACGGGUAUGGAGGAAUUUGAGACGGAAGACAACACAAUUCGUCCAAAUGAUCCACCAAGUGGGGAUGAGCGUUCACUGGGUGAAUCGACUCGUCCAGGCAGCGAGGUGGACAGGCCUGCGGUCGGACAUACCAUUUCAGAGGACACGCAUAUGCACUCUCGACGUUCAAGCGCAAGUGGCAUGGUUUCUGGUCUCAAGCGUCCCCGGAGUGCUGAUGCGGGCUUGUCGGAUAAUGAUGAGCCUCGCAAGUCGGUUGCAUCUAUUCCUACAUAUCCGGCUGAUCCGCAACGAGGUCCGUCGACAGGGCCUGGAGCCAAACAGGGUCACACAGGGCACGUCAGAGGGCACUCCAUCGAGGUCCCGUCAUGGAUAAAGGGUCAGCACGAGUCAAUUCCUGCUCACUCGGGAAUUUCUGCUCCGACGAGUACAAUUUCAAGCAUAACUCCCGGUACCAUUCCGACAUCAUACACGCCCCCCGCGCCAAACCUGUCCAUCAGCACGCUCCCCACCACGUCCGGAACAAGUGCGAGUGCGAGUGCAAAACCUGCUCAAGCGAAGAAAUGGACCCGCCGCUCGUCGCCCGACCGCGUCUUCAUGAACACGGAGCUCAAUUCUUUGCUACGCAGAGCUGGGAUGGGGAUCCCGCGACAAAAAGAUGAUGCCAGUCGGUUGCCUUGGAGCUCAAUCCCUCAAUUUUUGGCCGAGCGUGGUCUUUAUCUCACGAAUUGGCCAGAAGCAAAUCUGCCAUGGCUAUAUUCGGGCGAUCAAGGCGUCCGUCCGUCUACGUCUGGUGCCCAGCCUGGCAUCGCUGGUUAUGGAGAGGGGGAUCCAGUUGAAGGUGGAAAUAGAAUUGAGUGGCGGGAUAGGAUCGAUUGGAAAUCGUCGCCAUCUCAACGUUCCUACAAAGCCCUUGCGGCUGCACUCCGCACCGGUGAAAUUCAGAUUCUGCCUCGCCCACCUGGGAGGGACGUCCUUUUUGAAGUCAAGGAUCCUCAAGGACGCAAAUAUGAUUCAACAUUGGGAUUGAGCAACGCGUGGAAGCUGCGUUGGAUGCGCGACCCGGUUCCUGGAACCGUUGGUACUAGUGUUACUGGUGCUUCAACUUCUUCUGUACCAUCGACUUUGGAGACAGAUGCACCCGUUCAAGUCCAGCAGGAGCGAGAACGCGGUCGACCAGGCUAUGCGAGGCAUCAUACUCGCUCUCGCUCGCAUUCUCCCCAUUUCUCGACUGCUCUCCGGGGUGCAGGUACAGGAAUAAUCAGUGCAUCACGUUCUAUCCGCGGUAUUCCCGGACACACCCGACACUCGUCUGGUGGGCUCCCUCCGCCAGGAAGUCCCCUCAAUCUUCCUCUCCCGGGAGGUGCUAUGCCUCUUACUGGAAGUCCAAGCGCUCUCUCGAUUCCGAGUAAAAGUGCCCCUAUUCAGCACAGAGGAGAUAGUUUUCAACGGACCGAAUCUGCAUCCUCGUCACCAACCUCAUACAGGCCCCCAUCAUCAUUUGCCUUUCCACCGCUCUCGAGUUCGCAUGCGCCGUUUUCAUCGCUGUCGUCGGCACAGUUUGGUCCAAGCUCGCCGUUGCAACCGGGAUUUACCGCUAGUUCUUCUUUGCGCCCUUCAUCGCAUCCAGUGCUACCCUCUCAACCCCUACGUGGCUCAUCCUAUCCGCCCGUACCUGGCCUCCCAUCGGCAUUGUCAACUCCGAGCUCCAACAAGAAUCCCCAACGAGACCACUUUUCGACUUCUGGACGAGCGUCUUCUUCAACGAGUAGACGGACCUACUCCCCUGGUCCAGAGGGCUCACCUUCCAGAUUGCGACAUCACCCAUAUGACCGCGCUCCGAGCCCAAUGUUACUGGGCAGAACGUCGUCAACAUAUUCGCUCCCCUCGCUCCUAAACGCAGGAUCGGCCGGUCCGACCUCCGGUAAAUCGAACCCCCUUCGUCUUGACCCAAGUCCUGGAAGGUCCUCCACGAGAAUGGAUGUGGAUCCCAACGAAGAAGCACCGUUUCAGCGCACGCUACCCCCGAUCUUGCGUGGUGCUCCAUUUACAGAGGAGCGUGGUUCAUCCUAUGCGUAUCCGUUAUCCGAGGAGCGAAGAGUAGAAUCUUCUCGUUCACAGGCGGAAACUGGCGAGCCGGCGUUGAUGCACUAUGAUGGCGCUACGGUGAUGCGAAGGCGAAGGCCUUCAACCGCCCCAUCGUAUCCUUCCAUCUCUGCUCCUCAGCCAAUCCUGGGUAGGGACGACUACCAUCGUCGGGUGGACUCGUCGACGUUUACACCACUUUCACCAACCGGAUUCUCCUCUUCCUCUGGCUCACUCUUACACGCAGCACCUUCAUCUAUAACCUAUGAUAGCCCGACCCCUCAAUCGUCAUCACCAGCGUCGAGCGCCAUCCCAACGCACCUCCCGCAUCCGACGGCUGCAUUCUCACAACCGAUAUGGGAUGCGAGAGGAAAGACAUGGACGCUGAGUGUGAUUGAUCCCGAGCGUGCGGCAUUGCCACCGUUGGGUGACGAAGUCGUCUGGGACGUUCAGAGGGGCGUAUGGCGAUUGCGCUGGAUGGCAAGCGUGGGGAUGAAUACGAUCUCUAGCUUGACGAUGGCCUCAUUGACCUCUGCGCCUGGUGGGUCGUCCUCGAGCGAGGAAGGGUCCUCUCAGCGCACGCUUGGUGUUGCCGAUUCGCCUAUUGCCGUCUGGAAUGUAGAGCAAGAUGCGUGGAUCUUGAUCCCCUAA